AUCACACGAGGGGUUACACACCUGAGGAGGAAAACACCGGAAACAGGAGAAAACGCGUGGAAGUUUAGUAACUACAGAGAGCAAUGCACUUCCAAAUGAGACAGUUAGUGCGGCUGAAUCUCUGCGCCUCUAAGAGGACACCAGGGAGGAAACUGUGGACUGUUGCAGCAGCACAACAACAACAACAACAACCAGCAGCAGCAGCAGCAGCAGCAUCGCAUCAUGCAUCUGCAGACAUUAAGAAGUGUUUCUUCUCCCUGCAGAGCUGCAGAAACUUUGCAUCCGACACGUUGUACGGUCGAGCUUUCGCCUCAGCGAGGGACAACCCAGAGACAUACUGGGCUGAGGUGGGACAGGAUGUCCACUGGUUUGAGCCGUGGAGGAAAAGUUUGCACGUCGAGGAUCCAGUGUUUCCAAACUGGUUUGUUGGAGGGAAGUUGAACAUGUGCUACAACGCCGUGGAUCGUCAUGUAGAGAGCGGCCGUGGAGAGCAGCCCGCCAUCAUUUAUGACAGCCCAGUGACUGGAACUAAACAGAUCAUCACUUUCAGGGAACUUCAGGACCAGGUGUCCAGGUUAGCAGGAGUCUUGGUGAAGAAUGGGGUACGGAAAGGAGAUCUGGUCGUCAUCUACAUGCCCAUGGUGCCGCAGGCCAUGUUCACCAUGUUGGCCUGCGCACGGAUCGGCGCCCCACACAGCCUCAUCUUUGGCGGCUUCGCUUCCAAAGAGCUGUCCGUCCGCAUCGAUCACGCCAAGCCAAAGCUGAUGGUUACAGCGUCAUUUGGCAUCGAGCCAGGCAGAAGAGUGGAGUACAUCCCUCUGGUGGAGAAGGCCUUGGAGCUGAGCUCUCACAAGCCCUCUAAAGUCCUCAUCUACAACAGGCCUAACAUGGAAAAAGUAUCAAUGAGUCCGGAGUUGAGUCUGGAUUGGGAUGAAGAGAUGGCCACAGCUCGGCCGCACGACUGCGUUCCUGUUCCCUCAAACCACCCUCUCUACGUCCUCUAUACAUCCGGGACCACUGGAACACCAAAGGGUGUUGUGCGAGACACUGCAGGCUACGCUGUGAUGCUGAAAUGGACCAUGUCAAAUAUUUAUGGACUCAGUCCUGGAGAUGUUUGGUGGGCGGCGUCAGACCUGGGCUGGGUGGUCGGCCAUUCAUACAUCUGCUAUGGUCCCCUGCUCCACGGUAAUAGCACAAUUCUCUACGAGGGUAAACCUGUGGGGACUCCAGACCCUGGGGCAUUCUUCCGUGUCCUGUCUGAACACGGAGUCUCCUCCCUGUUCACAGCACCCACAGCUAUCCGAGCCAUUCGCCAACAAGACCCCCAUGCUGCAAUUGGGAAGAAAUACCCCCUGUCCAGGUUGCGGUCGUUAUUUCUGGCAGGAGAGCGUUGUGACGUGGAGACGCUGGAAUGGGCAAAAAAGAGCUUUGGGGUUCCUGUUCUGGAUCACUGGUGGCAGACAGAAACCGGCUCACCUAUCACCUCCACAUGUAUUGGUCUGGGGAACUCACUCACGCCACCUGCAGGUCAGGCUGGCAAACCUGUUCCAGGUUACAAAGUCACAGUGAUCGAUGAUGACAUGCAGGAGGUGAAGCCAAGAACCCUGGGAAAUAUCGUGGUGAGACUACCUUUACCACCUGGUGCGACAUUGUCACUGUGGCAGAACAACGAUCUGUUCAAGCAGCUCUACUUCACUAAGUUCCCAGGUUAUUAUGACACCAUGGACGCAGGUUUUGUGGAUGAGGAGGGCUUCCUUUACAUCAUGUCCCGGUCUGAUGACGUCAUCAACGUGGCAGGCCACAGGCUGUCAGCUGGAGCAUUGGAAGAGUCAGUGAUGCAGCACCCUGCUGUGGGAGACUGUGCUGUGGUGGGUCUAGAGGACACUUUGAAGGGUGUUGUUCCUUUGGCUCUGUGUGUUCUCAAGAAUGGUGUGCAGAAAAACGAAGAGGAGAUCAUAAAAGAGAUGGUGAAUCUCGUGAGAGACUCUAUCGGACCUGUGGCUGCUUUUAGGAAAGUGCUUUUUGUCCGAGGAUUGCCGAAGACGCGCUCCGGCAAGAUCCCUCGCUCCUCUUUAGCCGACCUGGUCAACGGAAAGCCUUACAAGAUCACUCCAACCAUCGAGGACCCAGAAGUUUUCAAAGACAUUGAGAGGCAGGUAGAAAAAGCCCUGAGACCUUGCGGAGCCUGAACUCAUCUGCUGGAUGUCAAAAGAAAACUAAGGUUGGAUACACAACACAAAAUCACUCCCUCGGCAAGGCAUGUGCAAGCAUGUUCACGCCGUGCUGCAAAUAUGAACUCAAAGUAGAAGUGAAAUUGUUGAUUAUUCAUUUUUAAGUCGAGCUGAAUGUAGACCUUGAUGUCAGUAUUUUUUUACAGUGUUAAUUUUUCCAUUAGUAAUACUGAAAUUAACGAUGUAUUUGUAUGUAAUCUGAAGAAUAAUGUGAAACCGUUUAAGCAGAGGCGAGGUACGGCUACCUUUUUGUACAAAAAGAUGCCCUCGAGCCAUAAAGAUUUUUUAAUUAUGAAUGAAAAUGAAUACCUGACAACUCAUUCACUGACUGUAGUUUUUUUUUUUUUUAUUGACAAUGAAAAUUUGCUUGCUCACCACUUAAUUUUUGACCAAAGUACAAGAAG
This is a messenger RNA of Sebastes umbrosus (honeycomb rockfish), 2635 nucleotides long. It is a transcript of the gene acss3, whose product is annotated as acyl-CoA synthetase short chain family member 3. The coding region runs from base 84 to 2189 and encodes 701 amino acids. NCBI's taxonomy places the organism in Eukaryota, Metazoa, Chordata, Actinopteri, Perciformes, Sebastidae. The transcript has 16 exons. The record is from RefSeq and is a predicted model, not a curated record.